Anopheles funestus (African malaria mosquito) is the source of this 1543-nucleotide messenger RNA. RefSeq names its product tubulin alpha-4 chain-like. Gene Ontology annotation, cellular component: microtubule; cytoplasm. The transcript is spliced from 7 exons. Gene Ontology annotation, molecular function: structural constituent of cytoskeleton; GTP binding. NCBI's taxonomy places the organism in Eukaryota, Metazoa, Arthropoda, Insecta, Diptera, Culicidae. Gene Ontology annotation, biological process: microtubule cytoskeleton organization; mitotic cell cycle. Bases 123 to 1490 code for a protein of 455 amino acids. The record is from RefSeq and is a predicted model, not a curated record.
AAACACAUCGAAAAAAACAGACAGUUACCAAAUUCUUAGUGAAGCAACGAGAAGAUACUAAAUUGAAAACAAAAAACCAGUAAAAUAGCAAAAUUAGUUAAAAAUAAAAAUUAAAUUUCAAAAUGCCACGGCGUAAUCGUGAAACACUUUCCAUCCACAUCGGACAAGCCGGUAUACAGAUGGGUGAAGCAAUUUGGACGCAGUACGGUUUGGAACACGGCAUUGCAAAGGAUGGACAACGAAUCGAAGAAGCUGAAAAGGACGGUGGUGACGCUCCGUUCAUCGAGUGUCCCACAUUUUAUUCGGAUAAUGGCGAAGGACGCUUUGUGCCAAGGGCUAUAUUUAUCGACACCGAACCGAUGGUGAUAGAUCAACUGCAAACAGCCGACAUAGGGGAAUUGUUUAAUCCGGAGUAUCUGAUACGGGGUAAGGAAGAUGCCGCCAAUAAUUAUGCCCGUGGGUACUACACACUAUCCCACUCUACGCUUGCCGGAGCGAUGGAAGCAGCACGUCAGAUUGCGGAAGAUUCGGACAACUUGCAGGGUAUGAUACUGUACCACUCGUACGGUGGCGGAACCGGAUCGGGUGUUGCGGCCCAUCUACUUCAGGAACUUUCGGAGGAGUUUCCGCGCAAAUGUCGCCUAUCGUUCUCGGUGUAUCCUUCACCGGUUCUGAGCACAAGUGUAGUCGAACCGUAUAAUACCGUGCUAAUGACGCACCGGACAAUGAGCUGCAUAGAGUGUUCAUUUUUGAUGGACAAUCAAGCGAUUUAUAAUAUUUGCAGCACGAGAUUAUCGAUUGAGAGACCUAAUUAUGGGAACUUAAACCAACUCAUCAGUCAGGUUGUGUCGGGUGUGACGGCCUCGCUACGCUUUGCAGGUGAUCUGAACGUAGACAUGAGUGAAUUUCAAACGAAUCUGGUACCAUACCCAAGGUUACAUUUUCCGGUCAUAUCCUUCGCCCCUUUUAUUUCCUGUGAAAGUGUAAAUCAUGAAAAGCUCGAUGUUGGCGCACUUACGAGGGAACUGUUCGAUCCGGACUGCCAGAUGGUGCGGUGUGCACUGACCGGGCGUGACAAAUACAUGGCAUGCUGCUUACUCUACCGCGGUCACAUACUGCCGAAAGACAUUAACGAAGCCAUUGCAAGCAUCAAGGCCACACGCCGUGUACGAUUCGUCGAUUGGUGUCCCACAGGGUUCAAGAUCGGAAUCAAUUCAAUGGCCCCGAAAAUGGCACCCAAUGGUGACCUAGCGCCUGCGGGACGGUGCGUAACGAUGAUCGCCUCCCGGACGGCCGUUUCAGACGCGUGGAGCAACGUGGACGAGAAGUUCGACAUGAUGUACCGGAAGCGUGCAUUCGUCCACUGGUAUCUCGGCGAGGGUAUGGAGCGGUGCGAGUUUAACGAAGCCCGAGAAAAUCUUGCCUGUCUCGAGAUGGACUAUCGUGAGGCAGGCCUAACAGACACGCAAAGUGAAACCGUGGAGUAUUAGAAAGACGUACCGUGCUGUAGAAAUGAAACAACCAACAAACGCAUGGUCACACA